Aedes albopictus (Asian tiger mosquito) is the source of this 6473-nucleotide messenger RNA. RefSeq lists its product as uncharacterized. The coding region runs from base 177 to 6473 and encodes 2098 amino acids. Gene Ontology annotation, molecular function: nucleic acid binding. Gene Ontology annotation, biological process: DNA integration. The transcript is spliced from 2 exons. Lineage: Eukaryota; Metazoa; Arthropoda; Insecta; Diptera; Culicidae. The record is from RefSeq and is a predicted model, not a curated record.
UAGAAAUUCCUACUUAACCUACAAUUUGACCUUAAUACCUAAAGGAAGUUUACAAGAAAAGAAACUGAUAAAUUCUAAAGCUGAUCCCUACAAACCCAGAGUUUUAGUACGGGACUGCUGAGAAACGGUUUCAACAUUCCUUUAGAAUUUAUCAACGUGGUGGAAUUUCCUGAACAAUGGCGGAGAACAAUGCCCCGCAGCGCAGUUGUGCCUUUUGCUCCCAACCCGACGAACAUGAUGACAUGGUGGCAUGUGACACGUGUCAGCACUGGCAUCACUACUCUUGCGCCAAAGUCGAUGCCAGUGUGAAGGAUCGGGAAUGGCAAUGCACGAACUGCACUAUGGAAGGUAAAGGUGCGAAACCUAAAGGGACGGCAAAUCCGCUGGAGAACCUUCCAGUCCCGGUGAGGAAGUCAGGCGCAAAAUCAUCGGCCGGCAGCAAAACUAGCCGGAGGUCCAAAAAAGGAAUCGGUGAGCAAAGCGUUACUUCGAGCUCCCGAAUGCGGUUAGAAUUGGAGCUGAAAGCUGUAGAAGAUCAGCAGAAGAUCCGCGAAGAAGAACUCGCCGCGGAGAAGGAGCUACUGGAUCUUCAAAGGAAGCUCGAAGAGGAACUACGGGAGAAGGAGUUGGCGAUCGAAGCAAAACGAAUCGCCGAAGCGAAGGCCGCUUUGAAGCAGAAGAUAUCCGAGGAGCGGGAAUUCAGGAUGAAACAGAUGGAAAUCAGGAGACGCUCGGAGGAAGAAAAGGCAAAGCUGAUUCGGCAGGCGUCCGAGUACGGCAGCAGCAGGGGCAGUUUAAUUGGUACCAAUGCCGAUUCGAAGGACAAGGUGGAAGAUUGGCUGGAGAAGUCGACGCAGCAGACAGCGGGACCCCUGAAAGAGUUCACGUCAGCAGUUGACCCUAGUCGUGGUCAAAACCAGGUAACCCUCGAGCAAAUUACUAACCGCCAAACAGCCAACAUUAGGGCCGAUAGGAGCUUAGACAUUCCCCCACUAACAAUGCGAAAUAAAAUUGUCUCCUCUAUGAAACUGCUCCCUGUACAGACUUUGGUUAGCCAGGUAAACGAAGACCAGCAAGCUCACUCGAAAGGUUACGACAAUCGACAUUUCGUGGAUGAGUUUGACAGACAAAAUGUGGGUGGUGUUUCUGGUGACCAAGUCAAUUCAGACGGUCGCAAUCUGAAACUGUUGGUGGGUGGAAUCGAUCGUAUCAGUGUAUGGGAAGAUCGUCAACGUGCGCGAGUUCGUGAACAAACCGAAAGUGAUAAUUUCGGACGCGGUGCGGGAAACACGAACGAAGUGCUGACGAGCGGUAUCGGUGGUACCAGACAACACGACAACCCAGCGCAUUCCGUGGAGGAACCAGAUGCGGGAUUGCGAAGAAUGUGCAACGAUGAAGUGGCAACGGGGCUAAUCAGACCGGAUAUCAGCGGUAGAAGGCAGCAACCAGUACCGAGAAGUAAUGAGUCAAACAUUCAAGCGAGCUGUAAUGACGGCCACUUCUUGGAAGGUCCAACAGGUAGGCAACUGGCAGCUAGGCAAGUCAUGGGGAAGGAUUUGCCAAUAUUUUCCGGAAAUCCUGAGGAAUGGCCCAUAUGGAUCAGCAAUUUUCGGCGGUCAUCUUCAACUUGUGGGUUUUCUGACGACGAAAACCUGAUUCGACUGCAACGUUGUUUGAAAGGUGCAGCUCUAGAAGCGGUGCGCAGCAGGCUGUUGUGUCCGGCUAGUGUUCCGCACGUAAUUCGCACGCUAGAGAUGCGAUACGGUCGUCCGGAGACAUUAAUUCGCUCGAUGACGGAGCGAGUUCGUCGAUUACCUUCUCUGAAAAUUCACGAUCUGGAAGCGGUCAUCGAAUUUGGAUUGGUUGUGGACAAUUUGGUGCAACAUCUGAAGAACGCGGGACAGCAGGCACAUUUGGCUAAUCCGGCCCUUCUGCACGAUCUGGUGGGAAAAUUGCCUGUUGAUUACAGACUCAAGUGGUCGGCGUACAAAAGUAUGCAGUUCAACGUGGAUUUGGAUACGUUUGGGCAGUUCAUGUCAACUUUAGUAGAGCUAGCCUAUGACGUGGCGGAUGCUUUCUCAAUCAACGAAAAACAUAAGCAAAAGACCAAGGAUCGGGCUUUCGUACAGACGCACACAGAAACCACCGUGUCGUCAGAGAACGUACCGGUUAACGCUGCGGGUUCCCGUAAUACGAGAAAACCUUGUGCCAUUUGUAAAGCGGAAGGACAUCGGGUGGCGGAAUGCAGCCGGUUCAAGUCGAUGGAUAUUAGCGGAAGAUUGAAGGCCGUACAGCAGAGUGGUCUUUGUCGAUCGUGUUUGAAUUUCCACGGGAAGUGGCCGUGCAAGACUGCGAAGGAAUGUGGAAUCAACGAUUGCCGGCUGAAACAUCAUUCGCUGUUACAUUCUCCAGUAGCAGUUCAUGCGGCGGUGUCUACGAGCCAUGCGAACGAGUCGGUAGCAAGCGGAGGGCCAUUGUUCCGGAUCAUACCCGUGACGCUAUACGGAAAGGGCUGUGAAGUGAACAUCUACGCCUUUGUGGACGAAGGAUCGAAAAUUACGCUGUUGGAGGAUACCGUAGCGGAUCAACUUGGAAUCACUGGACCAACGGAACCAUUGAACUUGCAGUGGACCGGGAACAUCAAGCGUAGUGAGCCCAAAUCGCGGCGGAUCAGCGCUGAGAUUUCAGGCAGAGGAUCAACGAAACAGUAUCAACUGAGCAACGCUCGGACAGUCGGCGGAUUACUGCUCCCAUCGCAAACAGUGAGCUACGACGAAAUGUGUGAUCGAUACCCCCAUCUACGCGGUCUACCUAUUCAAAGCUACGAGAAAGUAUCUCCAAAACUCUUGAUUGGUCUUGACAAUUUGAAGCUCACCGUACCGUUGAAAAUCAGAGAAGGAAGAUGGGUAGAACCGAUAGCCGCCAAGUGCCGCAUCGGGUGGAGCAUCUACGGAUGCGCAAUAACGACACCGUCAACGGUCGUAUGUGGGCUUCACUUUGGAGGAUGGACCAAUCAGGAACAGGAGCUCAACCAGCUGGUUCGUGACUACAUUACGCUAGACAACACUGGUGUAACGCAUCCCACUACUCUUCUGGAAUCGGAGGAGGACAAGAGGUCAAAAAUGCUGCUUGAAACAACCACCAGAAGAGUCGGCGGAGCCUUCGAAACUGGGCUGCUGUGGAAAGCGGACAAUACUCGGUUUCCAAGCAGUUACAACAUGGCGUUUCGACGAUUGUGCUCUUUGGAAAGGCGGCUGAAGAAGGAUACAGUGUUAUACGAACGCGUUAGAGAGCAAAUUCGAGAUUACGAGGCGAAACAAUACGCACACAAGGCCACCCACGAGGAACUGAGCACUACCAGCCCCGAUCGGUGCUGGUACCUACCACUGGGAAUAGUUGUGAACCCGAAGAAGCCGAACAAAUUGAGGAUGAUCUGGGACGCGGCUGCAACAGUCGACGGAGUGUCCCUGAACGAUGCUUUGCUGAAAGGGCCAGACUUCUUAGCAUCACUUCCGGCAGUAAUAGGAAACUUUCGCGUGUUUCGGUACGCUUUGACCGGAGACAUCAAGGAAAUGUUUCAUCGAUUCUUCAUACGACCUGAAGAUCGACAAUUCCAGAGGUUCCUGUUCAGGGAGCAGCCACAUCAAGAGCCAGUUACCUAUGUAAUGGACGUAGCCAUCUUUGGGGCUGCAUGUUCACCAAGUAGUGCCCAGUAUAUAAAAAAUCUGAACGCCAAAGAUUUCGAAGCAGUGUAUCCACGGGCAGCUGAAGCCAUCGUGCGCCGUCAUUAUGUGGACGAUUACCUCGAUAGCUUCGGAACCAUUGAGGAAGCGGUAGAGAUUGGUCGUCAAGUGAAGAGUAUACACGCUGAAGGUGGAUUCGAGCUCCGGAAUUUCUUGUCAAACGAUUCAACGAUAGCAGCUCGGGUUGGAGAUGAAUCGCAGGAGGCGGAAAAAAGUAUCAGCGUGGAAAAGGAUGAUCGGGUUGAAUCCGUCCUAGGAAUGAAGUGGAUUCCAAGUAGCGACACCUUCAUGUUCACUGUUUGCCUCCGGGAUAAUCUGCGACACGUUCUUGAAGAGUCACACGUUCCUACGAAGCGAGAAGUCUUACGCACCGUAAUGAGCUUCUUCGACCCGAUGGGACUCAUAUCGUUUUUCGUGAUCCACGGGCGCAUCUUGAUGCAGGACAUCUGGGCAACAGGAAUCGGCUGGGAUGAUCCUAUCGAUGGAAAGAGUUGGUUGCAGUGGAAGAAGUGGAUCGAGCUGAUUUCGGAAUUGAGCACUCUUCGAAUCCCACGUUGCUACUUCGAAGGCGCCACAGAAGAGAGUUAUUGCAAGUUGCAGAUCCAUGUAUUCGUCGAUGCGAGCCAAUCAGCCUAUGCAUGUGCAGUGUAUUUCCGAGUUGAAACACCAAAAGGUCCGGCAGUUAGCCUUGUAAUGGCAAAAUCCAAAGUAGCACCGUUGAAGAUGUUGACGAUUCCUCGACUCGAAUUGCAAGCUGCCGUCCUUGGAACUCGUCUGCUCAAUAGUGUGAUCAUCAUGCACGCACUGAAGGCGACGAAGCGCGUAUUAUGGACUGACUCCAAUACAGUUCUCGCCUGGAUACGAUCGGAUCAGCGGCGGUAUCACCAAUACGUUGGAUUUAGGAUCGGUGAAAUUCUAUCGAUGACGGAUGUCGACGAAUGGAGGAAGGUGCCAACGAAAGAGAAUGUAGCUGACGACGCAACAAAGUGGGGAAAUGGACCGGCUGUUCGCUCCCAAAAUCGGUGGUUUCAAGGACCGGAAUUUCUUCGACAAUCCGAGGACAAUUGGCCAGGCGGUAGUGAACUGAUCGAACCCACGCAGGAGGAACUAGUGGCGUUGAACGUUCAUGAUGAAGCAGUGAAACCAGGGGUAGUAGACGUAAAUAGAUUCAGUAAGUGGGAAAAGCUGCACCGUUCAAUGGCUUACGUGCAUCGAUUCAUUCAGAACAUCCAACGAUCUCGACAAAGCGAGGCGCGAUUGAUAGGAUUAUUGACGCAAGAGGAGUUGUGCAGCGCCGAGAAAUCGCUGUGGAUUCAGGCACAAACGGAGUGUUUUACGUUGGAAUCCGAAAUGCUGCACAAGUCAAAGGGAAAACCCGAAGCAGUUCAUGCCACAUUACCAAAAUCAAGCACGUUACGCAAAUUGUGGCCGUUCAUGGAUGAAACAGGCGUAAUACGAACAAGGAGCCGUCUUGGGUAUGCUGACUGGAUCCCUUCUAACAUCAAGUAUCCGGUAGUUCUACCUCGGCAACAUCCAAUCACGUUACUUCUGGUUGACUAUUUCCACCGUCGUUAUCGCCAUUGCAACCGUGAGACGAUCGUCAACGAGAUGCGGCAACUCUACGAGAUCCCGAAACUACGGUCAGUCGUGUUCAAGGUAUCGCAGGAUUGUCUACCAUGUAAGAUACGUCGGGCGACUCCUCGCCCGCCCCCUAUGGCGCCGCUGCCCAAAGUGCGAGUUACUCCUUAUAUAAGGCCGUUUACCUUUGUUGGAGUUGACUUCUUCGGUCCGGUGCUGGUGAAAGUUGGACGAAGCGUUGUUAAGCGGUGGGUGUCUCUAUUCACCUGUUUGACAAUACGAGCUGUGCAUCUCGAGGUUGUACACAGCCUGUCGAAGGAGUCCUGUGUAAUGGCGGUUAGAAGGUUCGUGUCACGACGAGGAGCACCGUCAGAGAUCUUCAGUGAUAAUGGCACGAACUUCGUCGGUGCGAGCAAUCAGCUGAAGCAGGAAAUGGAUGAUUUGAAUCAACAUUUGGCGUCAACGUUCACCAACACCACAACUCGGUGGUCGUUCAACCCACCAGGAGCUCCUCACAUGGGAGGAGUGUGGGAGCGUAUGGUCCGCUCAGUGAAGGUGGCUUUAGGCGGUAUUCUUGAAGCGCAGCGACGACCAGACGACGAAAUUUUGGAGACGGUUGUCAUCGAAGCGGAAGCAAUGAUAAAUUCGCGGCCGCUGACGUAUAUUCCGCUGGAAUCGGACGCACAGGAGUCUCUAACGCCGAAUCACUUCCUGUUGGGGAGUUCAACUGGAGUGAAGCAACAGACUGUACUACCAACGGACUACCAAGCAACGCUGAUGAACGGAUGGAAGUUUGUGCAGCACUUGUCGGAUGUAAUAUGGAGAAGAUGGAUCAAAGAAUAUUUGCCGGUAAUAUCUAGAAGGUCGAAAUGGUUCGAAGAAGUAAAAGAGUUGGCUGAAGGAGAUCUAGUCCUAGUUGUGGAUGGUGCAGUUCGGAACCAGUGGAUAAGAGGGAGAGUUGACAAGGUUGCUAAAGGAAAAGACGGCAGAGUGCGGCAGGCCUGGGUGAAGACUGCAAAUGGAAUUUUGAGAAGACCAGCUGUGAAGUUGGCGUUACUCGACGUCGUUUCUGGAAGCAAACCGGAUAUGGACUAUAAUGGUUUACGGGCGGGGGGAUGUGACGACGAGUACCCCUCGGCGCAUGACGAUUAG